UUGUGGUGUUGAUGGCUUUGAAGUAGUAAGAGUUUUAAGUGGACUUUUCGUUUUAGAAUUGUGUGACACGAUCUGGGUUACUGUGCUUUUCUUUCUUUUUUUGCUUUCCUUGUUUCACUCCCUUGGAUUCCGGUAAUAGUGUUUUUCUUUGUAGAAUAAAGUUAGUAGCUUUAUUGGAAUAUGUUCAUAUCCGAGGGUCACUGUUGAUGAGUCUAUGUUUGUUUAUAAGUUUGGGGGUCUUGUUUUUUAAGUAGCUCACUGAAAGAAAGUCACAGUUUUUAGGGGUUUUGGCUUCUGGGUUUUGCUAAUUUUGGUUCAUUUCAGCUUUAAGCUAGUUGUGCUUCUGUGGGUUUUUGGGUUUUCAAGUAGUACUUGAUUUUUUUGAAGUUUCAUUUCUGGGGUUUCUUGGUUGUUGGGUUAUGAGAGUUUAGUGUUAAUUACUUAAUUUCCAGCUCUGGCUUGGUUCUGGUUUUGCGGCUGUCUCACAGAACUGGCUUUCGUCUAAUUUAAGGUUUCACUUCUGGGUGUUAUCAUGGACUCACCACAAUCUGUUGUGUCACCAUUCAAGAGCUCCCUCGUCGCUGAGCCUGAGAAGCAGAAAUCAGACUUCUUUUCCAAGGGUAUUGAGGUCAACAGCAAGGAAACUGCAGUGUAUAACAUAGAGGACUUCAUUGGUGUUCUUGAGGUUUAUGUACAUCAGGCUAGGGACAUCCAUAACAUAUGCAUAUACCACAAGCAAGAUGUUUAUGCUAAGCUUUGCCUGACUAGUGAUCCUGAAGACACAGUCUCCACCAAAACCAUCAAUGGUGGUGGGAGGAAUCCGGUGUUCAACGACAAUGUUCGUCUCAAUGUUAGGACUGUUGAUUCCUCACUCAAAUGUGAGAUAUGGAUGUUGAGCAGGGUGAGGAAUUAUCUGGAAGAUCAGUUACUGGGGUUUGCUUUGGUUCCAUUGUCCGAAGUCCUUAUGAAGAAUGGCAAAUUGGAGAAAGAGUUCUCUCUAUCUUCAACUGAUCUGUUCCAUUCCCCAGCUGGGUUUGUUCAAUUGUCUCUCUCAUAUAAUGGAGCUUCACCAGAAGUAAUGGCUAUUCCUGCAAUGCCAAAUGCUUUGGCCAGGGAUGCAACUGUGGAGGAUACAGAAAUAUCUGAGUCAAUCCAAAGUGAUUUUGAUAAGAUUGAAUUCCCAGAUCCUAAGAUUGCAAAUGAAGACCAGUUGAUGGUUUCUGAGUAUUUUGCGUUACCAUGUAACAGUUUGGACUCUCAGAGCUCUGAGAGCUUGACCACUUCUGAUACUGAAAACCAACUUAGUUCAGAAGUGGGUGGUCGUGUUGUGGAAAGCUUCUCAACUGGUACAGUUGAGUCCAUCCAGUGUCCAAAGCCUGAUUCUCCACCGAGCAGUGUGUCAACUAAUGGGGUUUCUUCUCCUUCAGUCCCUGCAAGCUCAGAGUCUUCUGAUGCUCAAGCAGCAUCAAAAUCUGCUAGUAAGGAACAUGUUUCAGCUCCAAAAGAGAGUACUGUGGAUGUUAAGGAUGGUGAUACUGAUUCCUCUGGUGGGGAGCCAAGUGAUGCAGUAAACAAGCCUGUUGUCACAGUGAACAUUGAGCCAGAACAAAAUGUGGUGCAGCAGGAUAUAGUGGACAUGUACAUGAAAAGCAUGCAGCAGUUUACUGAGUCAUUGGCAAAAAUGAAGCUACCUUUGGACAUGGACAAUGGGUCAACCAAUUCAGGAAAUUCAAGCUCUGAUCAGAAAUUACAGGCAUCAAAGAAUACUGGUUCCCGUGUGUUUUAUGGAAGUAGGGCUUUCUUCUGAGCUUUGGUUUCACUAGUUCAGAGGAAGACAGACAGGUGACUUUAGAUUUAGAAUGAAGGACUAAUACUAGUAGUGAAGGUGUAAUAAUGUGUUAUGUAGUGUGGUGUCUUCCUUUGUAUGUUGAGAUGUUUUAGAUGACACAAAUCAUGACUUGUACCGGUUAUAAGCUUUUCUUCUAUUGCAACUGCUAUUAGUAUAUAUGAACUAUUUCUGUUUUAUCA
Molecule: messenger RNA, 2028 nt
Organism: Quercus lobata
Lineage: Eukaryota; Viridiplantae; Streptophyta; Magnoliopsida; Fagales; Fagaceae
Product: Calcium-dependent lipid-binding (CaLB domain) family protein
Exons: 2
Coding region: 533-1807 (424 amino acids)
Source: RefSeq, a predicted model, not a curated record